UGACGGUACAAAACCGAUAUCAGCUUGAAAUGAACCCUUAUCAACAUAAAUAAAACGACCUUUCCCCAAAUUAAAAUGAUGAUAGCCACCAAAUAUUAACACCCGGCGAAUGCAAAAGGUCUGACAAUGGCAGCUACUGCUAUAACAGUUCACCAAUUUAUUUCAAAUUCGCACAGUUUUCGUCCCCAAACCAUCGGCAGCGGUGGAUUCCGGUGGUCGAAGAGAGCAAACUGGCGAGCCGUACGCUGCUGCGAGACAGCUGUCGAGGUUGCAUCUGAGGCGCGGAAAACGGUGGUGAAGAACGGAAAUGACUCGCUCGAGAUAUGCAGAGUGCUCAACGGGAUGUGGCAGACCAGCGGCGGCUGGGGUAGAAUCGACCGAGACGACGCCGUUGAGGCCAUGCUCUGGUACGCCGACGCCGGUCUCUCCACAUUCGACUUGGCCGACCACUGUAUGUAAUUUACUUCUGUGCCCUCAGCCCUUUCAGAUGUUAAAAACAAACACAAUAAAAUUUCUUGGUUGAGGACAUGAAGUAGUAUUUAGUACCAAAAAACCAUUGUACUUGUGUUAAUUAUGAAACUUAACCCUGUGCAUUAGCAAAUAGCAACGGCUUAAGUAGAUAUUUGUACUUUAUUAUCUGAGGAAAACAAAUUGUCUAGUAAAGUCAUUAAUUCAAGAAUUUAAAUAUCAGGGGCAAAACGGACAGUUUGCAAUAACAUAAAAUAUAUGGCAAGAUAAAUUUAAGGUUGGGGAGUGAACAUACAAACAGAUAGGAUAAAAUAAAGCCAGUUGCAGAACCUUUAGGCUCUCUACUCUCUGCCUGCCAAUGGCAGAAAUUUUAAAAACCUCGUGGAAUUCGUUAACCCUUAAAUCAAUCGAGAAAAGUUCUAAGUACGGUAGAGUAUAUGAGAUGAACAAAGUGGUCACAAGGCCAUUCGUGUGCUCGCUACCUAAUGAUAAGCAGAGAAUUGAAGUGAAGAGCGGAAAAGACUCGCUCGACAUUUGCAGAGUUGUUAAUGGGAUGUGGCAGACGAGUGGCGGUUGGGGUAGGAUCGAGCGAGACAAUGCAGUCCAAGCCAUGCUUCAAUAUUCUGAUGCUGGGCUUAAUACUUUUGAUUUGGCUGAUAUAUAUGGACCUGCGGAAGAUCUUUAUGGUAUCUUCAUAAAUAGGGUGCGUAGAGAGCGCCCUCCCGAGUAUCUUGAAAAUGUCAGGGGGUACGUGCGUAACAUCCAGUUGUUUCGGCUUACUAAAUGGGUUCCUCCACCAGUGAAGAUGACUAGCAGCUUUGUCCGCGAGAGCAUUAAUGUUUCUCGGAAGAGAAUGGAUGUUGCUGCUUUAGACAUGCUUCAGUUUCAUUGGUGGGACUAUUCUAAUCCUGGUUACCUUGAUGCCCUUAAACACCUAACGGACUUGAAGGAAGAAGGCAAGAUUAAGACAGUUGCCUUGACUAACUUUGACACGGAGAGGUUGGAAAAGAUUCUUGACAAUGGGAUUCCAGUUGUUAGCAAUCAGGUGCAACAUUCAAUAGUCGACAUGCGUCCCCAACAGAGCAUGGCGAAGCUUUGUGAGCUCAAAGGAGUUAAACUCAUAACGUAUGGAACUGUGAUGGGUGGACUAUUAUCAGAAAAGUUUCUUGAUACCAAUUUAACGAUCCCUUUUGCUGGCCCUCCACUAAAUACACCUUCACUGCAGAAGUACAAAAGGAUGGUUGAUGCUUGGGGAGGAUGGUCUCUUUUCCAAGUUUUGCUUCAGACUCUCAAAAAAGUUGCUUCGAAACAUUUGGUCUCAAUUCCCACAGUUGCUGUCAGAUACAUCUUGGAUCAACAAGCAGUGGCGGGGUCAAUGAUAGGUGUUAGGCUUGGCCUUUCGGAACACAUCAACGAUGCAAAUGAUAUAUUUUCCCUUGUUCUUGAUGAGGAUGACCUUAACAGCAUUUCAGAGGUUUCAAGGAAAGGCAAAGAUCUCAUGAAAAUAAUCGGCGACUGUGGGGAUGAAUACAGGCGUGCGUGAGAACAAACUUCAUAGUUUAAUCCCUGUUGUUUUUAUUUGAUCACUCAUAUUUGCAUGAUUUGCGAAUAUCAAUUUCUGGGUAUGUUUGACUUUGUUCUCAUGGAUCAUUGACAUUCAACAUUACAUGUACAGAAUGCAGUAAUUUUAUGUAUUCAAUGAUCAUCGAUCUUCAUAAUUCUCCUUUUUUAAUAAAUAUAUUGGUGUUCUUGAUAAAAA
Messenger RNA from Striga asiatica, 2227 nucleotides. The record is from the annotation of a GenBank genome assembly. NCBI's taxonomy places the organism in Eukaryota, Viridiplantae, Streptophyta, Magnoliopsida, Lamiales, Orobanchaceae.